Messenger RNA from Aspergillus nidulans FGSC A4, 1680 nucleotides. Its product is annotated as protein anbH1. The record is from RefSeq and is a predicted model, not a curated record. Gene Ontology annotation, biological process: regulation of DNA-templated transcription. Gene Ontology annotation, cellular component: nucleus. Gene Ontology annotation, molecular function: DNA-binding transcription factor activity; protein dimerization activity. Lineage: Eukaryota; Fungi; Ascomycota; Eurotiomycetes; Eurotiales; Aspergillaceae. The transcript has 5 exons. The coding region runs from base 309 to 1187 and encodes 292 amino acids.
CAGACAACUACCAAACAGCAACCAGUUCGGCACGUCAUGUGACUGCUGCGCUUAUCCCCUUUCGCAUUCCCCAUCCACGUGAGCCGUCUACUUCGCUUUACAACCAUCUUCAUUAUAUCCCCCUCCAUCAAGGUUUGGAGCCUGGAACUCACGCGUUCGCGAUACUGUUAUCAACAACACCCCGUGACCUGACCGCACAUCCCCGUGACCAUAUCCAGCCCCGGUAUCCAGAAACCCAAGGGUAAACGGUGGGACUUGCUAUUUACGGCAGGACUUUGUUUGAUAUUCCCACUUGGUAACCACUCACCAUGGCUGAUACACAACAACUUGGCGCCUCAGAAGGCAGUAUGGUGAAGCGGAAGCGGGAGAGCAGUGACAGCGGCGGCCCAGAUGCUCAACGCCUCAACCGGUCUUCUCAUGGGAGUAAUGGCAGUCUCCCGGGCGCUGAUUCCCAGAACUUCACUCACAGUGCCCUCGCCUCUUAUGACCAUGGUUUACCAAAUUCAGCAUCAGAGCUGAAUAUUGACCAACAAAUCCUUCAGCAUGUUGGGACCCAGAACGGGAUCACCGAUGAAAAUGCCCUUACUACGGCCAAGGCAGCACUAGCAGCCCAUAAUCCUCAGAACAAGUAUCCGCCGCCUCCGGAGAACGCAUUCGAUAACAACCUGGCCCAUGGCCUGACGUUUGGAGACGAUAUCGGCCAGAAUAUCGGCCAGAAUCACAAUUCUACUGCUGCCGCAGUUUACGCAGCUCGCGAGGCGCAGAGCAUGAACCAAAAACCGACUGUCGGUUCUCCUGAAUGGCACCAAGUCAGAAAAAAUAACCAUAAAGAAGUGGAACGUCGCCGCCGUGAGGCAAUCAACGAGGGUAUCAACCAGAUCGCUCGCCUCGUACCUAAUUGCGACAAAAACAAAGGCGCGAUCUUGCAACGUGCCAUUGAGUACAUCAACCAACUGCAUGAGGAAAAGAGGCAGAUGAGCGAACGAUGGGAGCAGAGCAAUAUGACGACAAGUCACGCUAUCAACGAAAUCAGUGCGCAAAACUCAAAGUUAAAGGUCGAGGUCAACCGCCGCGGUGAUAUCGCGCUGAAGUGGCUGCAACGAUGUCGCGACGCAGGACUCGAAUUCGACGACUACGAAGAAGCAAAGGAGCUAGAGCCGCUCGACGUUGAUCAGACACAGGUAUAAAUCCAAUUCGCCGCUUUUUCCGCUCUACAGUACACAACCGCCGUUUCCUCUCCAGGCCAUAUACAUAGUGCCCUCACAUGCUCCAUCUGCCAAGAGGAGAGCAGGGCUCUCCGCUCUCAUCAUUUUCACCCUCAGCUCAUCUGGUUAGGGGACGCCUGGCAUGUCUAAUCUUCCUCCGUCCGGUUCGGUUAUUGUCUUUGUGUCUCUGCGUUAGUGUCGUUUGGUUUGUUUUUCCUCGUUAUACCGUAGUAACGGCGACAUGUGGCCAGCCAAGCCCGGUGUCCAUCUUUAUCCCCCUUACUCAUGUUAGUUCAUCUUGUCUUUCCAGUUGAUCUUUGUUCCUGUUCUAUUUCUCUGUGUUGUACGUUAUUCGAUCCAAGGAUGGGUUGGCGAAAUAGGUUCGGGAGUUGUUAGUUUGCAGUCUACAGUUUGCGGUCUGUACUGAGGCUAUGGAGCUAGUCUACUGUGCGUUUAACAGAAUGCAGUUUUUUAU